AUGGUGCUGCUCACAACCACGCCUGCUGCCAAGGUGGCUCUCGUGGAAUACUGUAGACGGCAGAAAGACAUUGAUGAGGGCUGCAGCGACGAGGCAAAGGAGCGACGCGAAAAGCUGUCGACGACAGAAAUUGGCAGCCCACUCGAGCAUCAUGAGCUGGUCGAAAUAUCGAGGUUCUUGGUGCACGAUGCGGCUUCUGAUAUUGCAAAGGCAUGGCGUCUAGACUCACUACUGAAAGGUGCCCAUGUCUAUCAGCCUCCGCCGCCCUCGAAACCAGAGCCCAGCAGCGAGUACAAACGCUUGAUGCAGCGCCUACGUGUCGAAGAAGAACAACGACAGUACGAACGAAUGAUCAACCCUCCAGCUCAACCAGAAACCUUCGGCCAACGCUUCCCCAUGGCGACUUCAUCAUUCGGAGCCAUUGGAUCCUCAACCGCAGAUGAAGUUGACGAAGUGACCUAUGCAGAUGUCAACAGGCAAAUGGUCCUGAUCAUCAACGUCUUGGUGUCCAUCAUCUGCACCAGCGUGGCAGUGUGGAUGGCAGCACGCCGCUGGAACGUCCCACAACGAAUGGGAUUAGCGUUCUUCAGCAGCACUCUUGUGGCCGUCGCUGAGGUGGCCAUUUACAUGGGCUACAUUCGACGCAUCCAAGAGUCCAAGGCAACAGAGAGAAAGCAGAUCGAGAAGAAGGAGAUUCUUGAUACGUGGGUUAUUGACGCCAAGUCCUCUUCGUCGUCCCAAUCUGCUAUUCCGAGCGACUCGAUGCGGUUCAGAAAAGGAAAACACCGUUGA
This is a messenger RNA of Sphaerulina musiva SO2202, 792 nucleotides long. RefSeq lists its product as uncharacterized. Bases 1 to 792 code for a protein of 263 amino acids. Gene Ontology annotation, biological process: vacuolar proton-transporting V-type ATPase complex assembly. Gene Ontology annotation, cellular component: endomembrane system. NCBI's taxonomy places the organism in Eukaryota, Fungi, Ascomycota, Dothideomycetes, Mycosphaerellales, Mycosphaerellaceae. The record is from RefSeq and is a predicted model, not a curated record. The transcript has 2 exons.